This is a messenger RNA of Cinara cedri, 5545 nucleotides long. Lineage: Eukaryota; Metazoa; Arthropoda; Insecta; Hemiptera; Aphididae. The record is from the annotation of a GenBank genome assembly.
GGUAUUUCAAGAAAUUUUUUUUAAAAAAUAAGUCAAGUAAGUAAAACUAAAACUUAAUGUAAUUUUUUCGGUAGUAGAAUUGGAUACCGAAAUCUUUUGAGUCAAGAAUCAUUUUUUGAUAGCAGUUGAUAAUAUGUAGUAACAACAAUAACAGUAGGGAGUUAAAAUCACAACAAUGAUCAUUAUAAAUGGCACUUAUUAGAUGUCUGUCUAAAAACCAAAAAAAAAAUAAAAAAAAAAAUACAUAUUAGUGUUCACUUGGUUAUGAUUACCAGUUAUUGUAGCCAAUUUUUGAAUAUCUUGUAGUGGUGUUUUUCAUGACAAGAUACAAUCAUACAUAUUUUUGUUAAACUUUAAAAUAGCAUAAACAAUACAAAUAUUUCAAACAUUUAAUGAAAAAAAUUAUUAUACUUUUUUGCCAAGCUUCUUAUUCUGGAUGACAGCAACUUUUCAUUUCAUGCAUUUUUUUUCUAUGUAAAAAAAAAAAAAAAAUAAUCUUGUACUAAUAUACAAUAUUUUAUAUGAAUUUUGAGUAUCUUGGCUUCAAAUAAGAUCUAUUGUAUUUUAAACUAUAUUUCUAUUUCACCAAUCAACAACAAUUUUGAAUCUUCUAAAUGGAUUUUUAUUUGUAUGCAAACAAAACAAAAUACUUAAAUACUAAUGAUAAGUACUUACCUAUUAUAAACAUAAAUUAAUUAACUAACCUUGGAUGGCUAUGAUGGAAUAAUAAUUGGGAGUUUCUAUUUCAUUAAUCGCCAAACCAUUGCGUGUAAAUACACAUUUAUCCGAAUGCUUAAACUUUAAUGUAGACCGAUUUUAUUUUUAUUCAUUUUUUCAUUUUCUUGGUUAGGUACUGUGCAAGAAGAAUUUUUUAGAGAUGCAUAUCACAUUUAUUUUCUAAUUGUUUGUUUGGUUUAGACAUUGCUAUUGUAGAAUUAUUAGAACCAUUGUUUUGUAUAAAUUGAUAUAUCAACAUUCAACAUUUAUUUAAUAGAAUUAACGACAAUUAAUAACAGAGCUGAUAGAUUUAAUUGACUGUUUUUAAUGGAAUCAAUUUCAAUUUGUUACAUAUAUAUGUUAAAGUUAAAACUUUAAAUCCCUCAAAACUAGUUUUAUCUAGUGAAAAAUAGUUUCCACAAAUCCCUUUAGUCAAUUCUAGUUUUUAUUAGUUAAAACUAGAAUUAACUAAGACCUUCACUGAUAAACUAGAUUUAACUUUUUAUUGUUCAGUUAGAACUACUUGUGUCUGAAAUAUAUUGGUGAAAACUAGAAUUAUCUAUCAUAAAAAACUUUAUUAACUUAAUUUUUAUUUUGAUAGCUUAAACUAGUUGCGCGUGACAAAUACACACACGUAGAGACAACAACUACAACGAAGACAAACAAAUUGGCAAAGCUGAAAACACUGGGACAAAAGCUACAGCAAAUUAUUAUCUAUUAAAUAUAAUUGGUCGAAGUUAGCAUAUUUAAAAGUGAUUCAAUGGAUGACUGGUUAAAGUUAUCUUAAUUGAAUUGAUAGCCGGCCAGUUGAAUUUAUAGAGCAAUAUUUAUAGAUUGCAUGUAAUUACGUGCGUUUUAGGUAGUGCAGGUUGAAGUACAUGAGUUUCAGUAAAAAUUAGUUUUGACUGACUUAUUUAAAUCUGUAGUUAAUUCUAAUUUUAACUAGUCAAAACUUUUCGAGUUUUAACUGUAACACAUACAACAAAACAAAUCAUUUUAAAUAUAAUAAAAUUGUGUUCUCUCAAUUAUCUAAAUGAUCAUUUUUUAUGACGACUAGGUAGAUAUAUCCUGGAAUGAAAAUAAUAUACCAGCUAAGCAAAUUUUCACAUCCGAGUGUUUUUUGUAUUUGAAACACAAACUGUGGUACCUCCGACCACUUCGAGUAAUGGCCUAUGGUUUAAAAGAAUCUAUUAGUACGCAAAUAAUCGAAAAUAAAAAUAUAAUUUACUUACCAUUUUUAAAAAAAAAUAUGAGGAUGAAAACUAUUCGACCGAAAUUAAAACCUAUCGUUAAAUUCAACUAUCGUUUUUUUUUUUUUUUUUUAUCUGUAACAGUCCAUUUAAAAUAUUAAAAAUACCUAAACGCUUUAAAUGUUUAAAAUCAUACCUAAUUAUAAUUAAUUAUUAAGUUUUAUCGUUGAAUACAUAACGACAAUAUUAAUGUACAUAAAACUCUUAUCUAAUAUUUUGUUAAUUUGUGAUAAAACCAAAAACCAGAGGUUCCCAAAAUUUUUCGGAUAGUAACAGGAUACCAUAGUACCACUGUGCUAGUACUCCAUAAUUGUGGUUUAAUAGUAUUUAUUCGAGUACUACAGUAUCUAAGUAGUAUUAUUAAUAAUUAUCGGUUUAUAGUGUUUAUAAUUGUGUACUCACAUGUCUACAUAUAUGUGUAUAUAUACACCUACAUACAAUAUCUUAUUGUGUGUUGCGUCUGUGGUUGUGGCUGUCAUGUACCUAGUCACGAGCGCUACACAUGUACCACACGACAGGACCAAAUGACGAAAAAAGAUAAAAGCAAAAAAAAAAAAAAAAAAUAGCAAUCGUUAUCAGCUGCUGGCCGUCGCCGUUUUACUACGUCUGCCCGUUUUCAGCGGAAUCAAAACAACUCUUGUUUCCGCUGUUCGGCCGCACACCGGCGCAAUGUGUUCGCGAUUCGCUGCGGCAUGGCGAGUGCCCGUGUCCAUGCCAUGAUGUCAUCGUCGUUGCACAACCGGCAGAAACCCUGAAAUAUUGUUGUAGCACCUACCUACUUAUUAUCGGCCGUCCGAUUACGAUAUUAAUAUGUAUGUUAUUAAGUAAUAAAUCGAUCGUUGUUGUUGCAUCAUCGGCUGAUCACGCGAUAAACUCCGCCGCGGAUCCCGUGUCACCCUCCGGUCGACCACGACCGACGAACGUGUGAGUAAACGAAUACAAUACGAAACAAUUUUUUUAUAAUUGCACCGCCGCUACGCGCGAUAAUGAUUGUAUUGUAUAAUGCCUUGUAACCUUUAGUAAGCACACUCGAUUUAAAAUUACUGUUGGUCACGAUGCAAACACGCCCACGAACUUAAUAACUCAACAAUAAUAAUCUACCCAAUUUUGUUAGAAAAAAAAAAAAAAAAAAUAAAAAAAAAAAAUAAUAAUGAUAAUCUUAUGUAGGUAAUAAAAUAAUAAUACUUAUUUAUAAUUAUCGAUGUUCGUUGUUAAUCGUUUAGGGACCGUUUAAAUUAUAACCAGUAAACGGUUUUGCGAAUCAGUGCCCGGCGACUUCUCGUGCUGUGUACGCCAACCUAACGUGGAAGACCCGUUGACUGGCAGAAUUGUUUGGCCGAGCGGACAGACGGCGACAAAUGGAGUUCACGGAAGCCGCAGCGGACAAUCGACAUCAAUUCGCGGUGACGCGUAAAACCGCGCACGGGGAAAUGCCACAAAUAGCGGACGUGGUCGAUACGACGACGACGAUGACGACAACGUCGCCACUAGUCGGUCUGGUCAGCGGAUGCGCGGGUGCCGUGGCCCUGGUGUACGUGGGUCAACCGUUGGACACGGUGAAGGUGCGUAUGCAACUUUCGACGGCCACGCACACGAGUUCGUCCAGUAGCGUGUCCAUGUGGGGUUGCGUUCGUGAUAUGUGGCGCCAAGCGUCCGUGGCUCCUGCGUCCCAACACGGUCGGCCGAAUAACACGACCGCCUUAGUUGGCGGUGGGUUGCAUGUCGGGGCAUGCUCUUUGCCGUACGCGACCGCCGGGAGCGUCGGCAAAAUUGCCGCCGCCCGCCGGAUGACGCGGCUCAUGUAUGCCGGCACGGCCCCCGCACUGAUGGCCAACGUUGCUGAAAACGGUGUACUGUUCGCGGCGUACGGUCCGUGCCAGCGUUUGGUGGCGUUUACCAUAGGACUGUUCGACGGCAGUGGCGGAGUCGAUGUGGAAAAAAAGUUGGGGCCCGCCGGUAUGGCCACGGCUGGUAGCUUGGCGUCAUUUUGCUCCGCGUUCGCACUGUGCCCCACCGAAUUGAUAAAAGUCCGGUUGCAGGCGGCCGAUCUGGAGAGGUCUAACGGUGCGGCGUCUGGCAAGAGCCCAAUACCCGCCAGCAGUGCCCUGCAGGUGGUCGCCCGCGUGUGGAAGACCGAGGGUGGAUUGCGGGGCAUGUAUCGCGGAAUGGGAUCGACAGUGGCCCGCGAAAUGCCCGGCUAUUACGUAUUUUUCCUGGCGUACGAGGCUAGUCGCACUUUCUUAAAUGAAUGGCACCACGGGACGGCGGGCACUACUGCAAUGAAAACAAAGGCUGUAGCGGCGAGCGCUGGCCAUGGCGGCAACGCGGCGGAUCCGUCUUGGGUGACGAUGGUGGCCGGCGCGGCAGCCGGCAUUGGUCUCUGGCUGUUUGUGUAUCCUGUAGACGCUAUCAAGUCGCGCAUUCAGGCCUCUGGCGGCGGCGGCGGUGCCGAUACUUCUGUCAAUGGUAGUUUCCUGAAAACGUUAGUUCAGUCGGUGCGUAACGAAGGCCCGCUGGCCCUGUAUCGCGGCCUGGCGCCAACGCUCCUACGUACCGUUCCAGCGUCCGCCAUUAUGUUCUGGACCGUCGAGCGGACCACGACGCUCCUGUCCGGCUACGGACUGUGAUCGUAAUAUUAUGGUUUGUGUAGCUCCGUCCUGAUUUAUUCCUAUAUUUAUUAUUGUUGCUAUUAACCACCACAAAUAUUGAAUAUUAUCCUUCUUAAAUUAUACUUAUCAUCACAUCAUCAUAUACUGUAGUGUCGCCAAUGGUUGGCCAGCUACGGUUUCGAGACAAUCACAUAGUACAUGAUCCCAUUGAGUCAGUACAAAGAAAUUUCGCCCCAUUUUGAAUCUCGGCAUGUUAAUCAAUUAUAUUAUACACAGUAUAAAGUUUGUACUGUGUAGAUCAACUCGUCUUCCAUAAUAUUAUAUUGUAUGUCUCCUACCAUUAUAUUAUAAUUCCUAUAACAUUGCUCAGUAAUUGUUAUUCAAAGUUUUUUAAUUUUAACAAUGUUGUACCUACUUAAAUGUAGAUUUAGAAAUAUGUCAUAUUGUGUUAAUGGUGAUUCUAUUUUAUUAUAAUUAUAAUAUGUACUUAUCAAAAUUUAUGAUUGUUACUUGUACUUGUGUACUUACUGUUUGUGUUGUAAUUUUUUUUUUCUGCAAAGUUUUGACUGCAUCCCUUGAUAUUGUUUGUAAAUACUGUACCUAGUAACAUAACUUUUCUUGGUUAUGUUUAUUUUUAAACAGAAAAUUAUUAUUAUCAUUACUUUGAUUUUUAUACGUUAUGAAAUGUUGUGUAAUAGAGUUUAGACUGCUUAGAUAAAUAAUAUAUUGGUUAUUUUUGUUGUUCACUUCCCAUCCUUUAUUUUGUAUUUGUUAUUAUAAUCUAAAUAACUGGUCAAAUUAUACUAUAGGUUAUCAAAGUUAUACAAGAUAAUAAAGUUAACCUACUAUAAAUAUAAUUGUAUAAUAUUAUAAUAGUUGCUGUUAUUAACGAUUACUUAAUAAUUGAGUGGAUAAAAUUACAUAUGCUAUAAUUUGUGGAAAAGAACACUGCAUAAUUUUAAGCAUGGC